This is a messenger RNA of Acanthopagrus latus (yellowfin seabream), 3349 nucleotides long. RefSeq names its product PDZ and LIM domain 2 (mystique) (gene pdlim2). Gene Ontology annotation, cellular component: filamentous actin; stress fiber; adherens junction. The transcript is spliced from 10 exons. Gene Ontology annotation, biological process: muscle structure development; heart development; actin cytoskeleton organization. The record is from RefSeq and is a predicted model, not a curated record. Bases 453 to 1553 code for a protein of 366 amino acids. Lineage: Eukaryota; Metazoa; Chordata; Actinopteri; Spariformes; Sparidae. Gene Ontology annotation, molecular function: muscle alpha-actinin binding; actin binding.
CUCCUCUCGUCUCCCCCUCCCCUCCUCUCCUCUCCUCUCCUCUCUCCUCUCCUCCUCCCUGACGGGACACGCCCCGGGUUUCUGCCUGAGUCAAAGCUUUUAUUUUGGUAACAGCACAUGGCACCGCGAGCUCGUCCCAGUGAUCGCACUGCGCGCGCAGCCACAGGUGGUGUUGAGCCGUGCCUCCUCCUCUGAAAGGACGCCAGUCGGACAGAGACGGGACUAGCAGCGCCUCGUCUCCUCACCAGUGCCCCCACGCUGACGGAAGGAGCUCAGAGAGAAGUGUUUUGGAGACAGCUGUUGUCGGAGGCUGAGGUGAAGCGGGAGCUGCUGGGUGCGUGUUCAGGGGACGAGUCGGGGAGCGCGCAGAGAUUCAGCAGGUGGAGACUGCACCUUAAAUCACUGCACUCACCUCGGAUUCUGACGGGAGUGUGAGCUGACCCGAUCACUAAAUGGCACUGACAGUGAACCUUAUUGGCCCGUCACCAUGGGGCUUCAGAAUAUUUGGAGGAAGGGACUUCAAGAAGGCCAUAACCGUAUCAAAGGUCAAUGGGGGCAGCAAGGCACAUCAAGCAGACCUGCAACCCGGCGACAUCAUCUUGGAGAUCAACGGGGAAAACACUUCAGACAUGCUGAACGUGGAGGCCCAGAACAAGAUCAAGAACUCCAAGACUCAGCUGCAGCUGGUGGUGGAGAGACCUGAACCUCCCAGCCCCGGACAAACCAACGGCAUCACCACCCCUGAGCAGCUCACUGGACGAUUCCAGGAGGCAGUAAUAGUGAGUCGAGAUGAGAAUCAGAACUACAGCGAGUACACCAUCUCCAGCCCGGCGUCGCUGUCACCCGGACCUUAUUCACCACAUCCUCCUGCCAGCCCCAACGGGAAGAGGGAGAUACUGACACCCACCAUCAACAAGAGUGUCCAGCUGCGCUCAUGGUCUCCAGAGGAGAAGAGUCACAGACUGUCCAGACCACUGUCACAGGAGUUCUCCCCUUCAGACUACAGAAGUAACUCUGUGUCCAGCAGAACCCCAACGCCACCGGGACGCUACUCGCCUCAUAGCCCCAUUGAUCGGGACGUACCCAUGUCCCCUCGCCGCAGCAGUUCAAGCUCUGACUUCGCCAUGCAGAAGUACGACAAGGAAUCUGAGGUGUACAAGAUGAUCCAGGAGAACAAGGAGUCCCGCACGGCACCUCGUCAGUCCAACACCUUUAAAAUGCUGCAGGAGGUCCUGGAGGCUGACGAGAAAGAGGCAGCCCUGCGGUUCCCAGGGAAGCUCUCGCCCAGCGCGCCCAAACCAGCUACAUCAGUAGGAGGAGUCAAGAAAACCCACACCUGUCAGAAGUGUGGCACCAGCAUUGUCACGGUGGCUGUGCGCAUCACGGACGACCACUACCGCCACGCCGAGUGCUACACGUGCACAGAUUGCGGCCUUAACCUCAAGAUGAGAGGUCACUUUUGGUUCGGAGAUGCGAUGUACUGUGAGAAGCACGCCAAAGAGAUGCACCAAGCUCUAGGAUCUUCCCCUCGAGCCACCGUGUCCCCUCGCUAGUGAGCCGGCCACUCCUCACCCGCCCCUCUCUGGACGUAGGGUGCUGCUCGUCUGCCUGAAGCUCCACCUCAUCCGACUCAGUUAAAGACAUUGGGAUGGGGCGUGGAGGUGGACACCGGUCAGCGAUAUGGCACAGGAUAUUCUUUUCUGAUCACAUUUAACCAUACUCUGCAAUAUUAUGAUUCACUUUCUUGCCUUUCUUAUAAUUGUAUGAGAAUUGGGGCUUUGUUUUCCAUGCGGCCCAGCCUCCACAGUCUCUUUAGGUUAUUCUUAGCUCUAAUGAUGCACAGCUGCCGUGGACUCGAGCCACAUCACAUUGUACUAAGGCCAGAUUUGCAUAACACCGACGCUUUAGACAAACUCAACAGGACUGGCUCUCUGACUCUCUGAGGAUCUGGACAAUCAUCUGAAUCUCCUGCUGACACAAAGGGACCAAAAUCUCACCUACACCGCAUGCCAUGUUUAAAGACGCGCUGUUCACAGACAGCGUUGUGUGUGUGUGUGUGUGUGUGUGUGUGUGGGGGUGUGUAUGAGUGCAUGCUUUCUUCUGCAGGCCUUCCCUGCAUCUGUGUGUGCGUGUGAUUGUGUGUGAUUGAGAAAGAGAGGAAGGGGGUCCAAGUUGUUACAGAUGGCAAAGGAGUAUGUGAAUUUCUCGCUAGAGUCAGGCCAAAAGCCCUUGAGUUUGUUUUUUUUUUCUUUCUUUUGUAAGCAGAAUUUAUGAGUAGAAAUAAUGAGAAUAUACAUAUAUACUGAUGACUUGUUUUGCUGUUUUGUUGCUUAUGAGGGACUAUAGAUUAAUUCAAUAUACAGAUAUUUUUGAUGUUUUUGUGAUUGAACUGUAUUCUAUAAUAUAGACCAUUUAAAAAUGCAUAAUGUAUGCACAGGACAUUUAGUGUGAAAAUAAUUGAUGAUGCUACACUUCAGUCCAGUUACAGCAGUACUCAGAGAUACACUAUGAUGUUCGCAUUUCAUGUGGCACUUAAUAAAACCGCACAACCUGAAGCUUCUGCAGCUUUACAUUGCAUUACUUCUUCCUGAUGCCUGCCCUGACUUCAAGUACUUUCACUGACUCUUCAUCCCACAUGUGCACCUCACAUUAUUAACUAAACAUUAUUAACACACAACCAAUAUAGAGAUAAACAAAGUCGUUAAAAUACAAGUUCAUGUCUUGAGCUUCACAGCUGACAUUUAGUUGCAUCUUGGCAGUAAAACACAGGUGUAACCACUUACAGUGAUGCUGACUUCAUUUCUCAGAAGCGUCCCAGUAAGAAGUAUGUGCAACACAAAGGCCCUGGAGCUUGGGUUGCACCAUUGUUAAUGUUAUUAAUGACAUCUGUGCUUUUCUCUCUGACACGUUAAAAUGCCUGCUGUGAGAACAGCCUCUCUACAGUACAUGACAAGUGACAACCCUAUUAGUCCUUAACCAGUGAUGCUUUUUAUAAAGGUUGUACUAACAUGAACAAGACUGUGUGAGUGCUAGUGACAGCACCAGAAACUAUUUGUUAGAUAAUAGACAUUUUCAAGCACUUACAUGACACUUGUUUACAGUUUAUAGACACUUAAGAAUGUUAAUUAAAGCCUUGAGAUGCCUUCAUUUCAAAACAGUAUUACAAACACGUUGACUGUAACUCACUACCACUUGUGUUAUUGUUAAACUUUAACUAACCUUCUGGUUGCUUUAAGAUUGAUACACACUUUAUCAUGCUUUUAUGAGCUGUUAACUGUGUUUUACAGCAAAGCAAAAACAAUGCCUUUUAAAGGUUGAAGGAUAAGUUCACCUAAAAAAUAAAAGUUCA